UGCCAGGCUAGACCGUACGUCAGACAGUCUGCCGCUGCCAGACGCUAGAGAAGUGUAGCCGCAGUGAGUGAGCCAGUGAUGGCUACGUCUCGGGGAGUGAUAAUAGUGAGCAAAUGUGAGAGAUUAAAAAGCUCGUCGGUGCAAAGAUGCGCGUGCACUAUCCUUCACAGACAAUACAGCCAGAGCGCUAGAAAGACUCCAAACUUUGGCUUAUUAUUUGACAUUGAUGGCGUGAUAGUAAGGGGGAGACGUGUGCUGCCAACGGCCAGGGAGGCAUUCAAUCACCUUGUAGAUGAAUCCGGAAACUUCAGAGUGCCAACUGUGUUCGUCACAAAUGCUGGAAAUGCCUUGCGCUCAGGGAAGGCUGAACAACUAUCAGAAUGGUUGGGGGUUAAUGUUCAUGAAGACCAGGUGGUUAUGGCCCAUUCCCCCUUAAAGAUGUUUGAUCAGUAUUUUAACAAGCAGUUGUUAAUAUCUGGUCAGGGGCCAACUCAAGAAAUAGCUCAUAACUUAGGUUUUGUAAAUACAACAACAGUAGAUGAACUACGCCAAGCAUAUCCCCAGCUGGACUGUGUGGAUCACGAGAGACGAAAAACUAAGGCAGUUGCGCCUACUUCAAGAAUACCAAAAUUAGAAGCUGUAAUGCUUUUUGGUGAACCUGUGAGGUGGGAAACAUCAUUACAACUCAUAAUAGAUGUACUAAUGACAGGGGGAGAUCUUUCAAGUGCACCUACAGCUCCAUACCCCCACUUGCCAAUUUUAGCUUGUAACAUGGAUUUGCAGUGGAUGGCUGAGGCACAUAUGCCAAGAUUUGGUCAUGGUGCUUUCCUCUUGUGUUUGGAGGCUCUUUACAAGAAGGUCACGGGUAACGAUCUCAUAUACACUGCCCUUGUUGGGAAACCUUCUGAGAUAACUUACUACCACGCAGAGACUAUGGUACAGCACCAUGCAAGAUCUAUAGGCAUAAGCCAUCCUAUAACUAAACUUUAUGCAGUAGGAGACAACAUUCACACAGACAUAUUUGGGAUGAACUUAUAUCAGGAAUAUGUGAGACGACACAGAGGAAGUAAGAAGAGAGUCACAAUGCAGGGAGCACGUGGUUUAGAUCUUUCUACUCAAGACUUCAAAGGCCUUACUGCUGAUCAGUGCUAUUCAGUUUUAGUCAAGACUGGCGUAUACAAUGGAGAGGAAUUGUUGGACCACUCGCCACGAGAUUUCUUACCUGUAGAGGCCAAGCUUCAAGAGCCUUCUUUGUCAGUCAAAUGCGUUUUAGAAGCCAUCAAUACUAUUUUUAAGCUAGAGAAUUUCCUUUAGGCAAUCAGAUAUAUGUAUACAUAAAUAUAAUUUAUUUCCAUUACAUAUCUUUAGUUACAGAACUGAUUUGUAUUACUUGCAUUGUUCAAGUGCGAUUUUAAAUACUGUACUUGUAAAGGAGACAAUUCUAGUGUUUUUAGCAGGAACACUUGAAUACCUCAUUUGUUAACUGCAGAUAUAGACUCAGAGGAUUUAAUUUUUAGUUAUGACUCCUGUAAUGUUUCAAAGUCACUUGACUGACUAACGUUAAGGAGUAUUGUAGAGAAAAUAAAAAUUAUUUUACUUGGCCACGGUGAAACAGGUGAUAGCUCUUAUUAAAUCUUGAAUGUUCACAUUUUUUAAUCUUUUCUUUGAAAUGGGUUUCCAAAAAACAAUAGCUUUUCUCUUUUAUAUGAAACUAUAUAACCAAGGUUAUUAAAUCAGUUUUAAUGGAUUGUUUGUGUUAAGUUAUAAAAAUUACAAAAUUAAUUAUUUUCUAAUGUAAAGGGUAAGCUCAGUACCUGUAAUAUUUAUUACAAAGUAAAUAAUGGAAAAUGUAGUUAACACCUAACUCCAGUA
Molecule: messenger RNA, 1872 nt
Organism: Macrobrachium nipponense
Lineage: Eukaryota; Metazoa; Arthropoda; Malacostraca; Decapoda; Palaemonidae
Product: haloacid dehalogenase-like hydrolase domain-containing 5
Exons: 7
Coding region: 79-1314 (411 amino acids)
Biological process (GO): glycerophospholipid biosynthetic process
Cellular component (GO): mitochondrion
Source: RefSeq, a predicted model, not a curated record